Messenger RNA from Ilex paraguariensis (yerba mate), 738 nucleotides. The record is from the annotation of a GenBank genome assembly. NCBI's taxonomy places the organism in Eukaryota, Viridiplantae, Streptophyta, Magnoliopsida, Aquifoliales, Aquifoliaceae.
AUGUCAACGAAGAUGAAGGGCCUUUUGAAAGGCUUAAGAUACAUCUCUCAAAUAUUCGAUGAUGAUAAAGAACCAGAAAUGCAGAUUGGCUUCCCUACAGACGUAAAGCAUGUGGCUCACAUAGGAUGGGACGGGCCUUCGGUAGACAAUUCACCAAGCUGGAUGCAGGAAUUCAAAUCACCAGGAGGAUUUCAAUCAGCCCCAUUAGGUGCCCCCACAGAUUCUAAAGAAAACCCUGAAAUCAAAUGGGUUUCUGAAGAUUCAAGCAGCCGAAGGGGUACCACCAGAACUCCAAAUUCUCCAGCCAGAGACAAGCCAGAAUUACCAAAGUCAUCAAGACGCCAUUCUUCAACGGACAAUUCCUUAGCAACAACUGAAUCACCAAGAAGAGAGUCAUCCACCAAAUCAAGGCAGUCAAGGCGAAACCAAUCGAAGGACACCAAUCUACCAAACACACAGGAUGCUACAGGCCUCGGGCCUGACUCACCCACACGAAGCUUGCCAGACAUUCCAAAGAAGUCACGGCGAAAGAAGUCCAAGGAAUCAAACUCCGGUGGGUCAUCACGAUCGUCAAGAUCGAAAGGCGCCACUUCUAGUACAUACACAUCUCCGUUUUCAGAUCCUGGACCAGAAACUGGAAUGACAAUAAGAUCCAAGAACAAUGAAAUUCGUCAAAGUUCGAGUCUGAAACCACUUGAAGAACAACAAGAUAAGGAAAGUAGAGGGGGUGUCUCUUGA